AUGGUAGCCCAAGCGUAUUACAUACGGAAUCCUUAUCCGGUACCGGAUGUCUCUCGAGAGGGUUUUUGGACAUCUCGUGGACCUGUACUUGGUAAUAAAGUUUUACCUAACUACAGAGACUGGGAUCUCAAGUUAACUCCUUACGAACGUCUCUUUGCUCAUCAUACUUUGAAUAGCAUAAGGAAGGAUUGUCGAUUAAUCAGACCGCAGGUACCAAGCGAUUCUUUGGACUUGGCAUUGAACAGCGUUUACGUUCACAGCAAGGAUACUUUAGUUCCCAAAAUGUAUACCAUCAUGCAACCUGAAACUCUUGGACAAGAGACUUGGCGAGUUCUCAAAAAUGAAAUUAAGAUCAUACCUAAGAAAUCAAUAUUACCUGUCGAACAAAAACGAAAAGUUAUCGUAACCGGUAAUAUAUUUGAAUCUUCGACGAAGGAACGGACUUUGGGUGAACCAUUGAAAUGUUAUCGUGGUCCGGUCAACGAGAAUAGGAUUCAUCCUAGCAGCGUGAAAUUAGCUAUCGAGGGUCCUCACACGGAUCAAUCGAAUCCCGGUUACAGUCGUAAAAUUGACGGAACUUUUUACAAUAUUUAA
Polistes canadensis is the source of this 594-nucleotide messenger RNA. RefSeq lists its product as uncharacterized. The record is from RefSeq and is a predicted model, not a curated record. Lineage: Eukaryota; Metazoa; Arthropoda; Insecta; Hymenoptera; Vespidae. The coding region runs from base 1 to 594 and encodes 197 amino acids. The transcript is spliced from 3 exons.